AUGAAGAAAGUUCUCUCCAUUCUCAAUAGCUCCAUUCUGACGAGCGCUACGGAGUCAUGGUUGAGCUUUGGCUCAGUCUUCGUGGACAUUUACCCCAAAUGCAUCUUUCUGAGUGCACUAGGGCUGCUGUUUUUGUACCUAAGGUACCUGAUACGGAAACCCAGACAGGUUUCCACACAGACCAGCCAAGGAAUCAAGAAGCAACAGGGCAGAGCUCAGAAGGAAAGAAGAGCAUCGUUUAAGGAAUUCAGAAGCUUCCAUGGAGAAGCACGGGAGCGGAGGAAGCUGCAGUCUGUUGUGCAAAGCCCCUGUGGACGGCUCUACGACCCCUCCUACUUCCGGCAAGCGCUUUGUCAGGAUCCCAGCUGUGAUGUGUGCAACGGAGCGACAGUGAAGGUCAGGAGACUGCUCUCGUGGGCCAGCCUAGAGGACUGCUCUGCCUCUGCAUCCAGCAUGGCUUCCACAGCUUCUGUGACUGAGACCUCAUUCACUUUCUCUUCUUCCCUCUCCCCAAGCCCUUCAGGAUAUCAGAUCUCAUCGUUUUCACUUGCACCUUCUCCCCCUCCCCCCUCCAUUAUCUCAACUAACAAGCUUCUUGUCUCCUUAGAAGAUGUUCUUUUGGGCACACCACAGGGUGAUUCUCUGCCACCAGAACCCACUCUCCCAAGCACUAGCUUACCACUGGAUUACCCCUUACCUCACCCACUUCCCAAGUCUCCUUCCAUGGCACAGCCUGCCUCUCAGCAAACGGAAGGACCUUUAAGACUGGAAAACAUUCUGUCCUUGGCUGGCAGCCAUGGUGACAGGUUUCUCGAUGCAGCACUGAGUCAGGAUGCUUGUGAUGCCUUGUCAGAGUACUACCAGCAGCAGAACGGUGCGCAGAACUCCUCCCCAUCCCAGUUAAAAUGCUUCGCUAACCAAGAGAUACCCAACUGCCACUCUUCUGAAGAUUUUGAUGGGGGACAAGCCUCACCCCAAUUCACAGUGCCUGAAAACCUCCUGAGAAUACUUGAGAGACGAGAGGAAAGCCAGGCUGACGCUCUUACCCUGAAGGACAGGGAAGGAGAACCUUUCUCAAAGGAACUUGCAGUUUGGGAGAAAAAGCCAGAGCCAGCUGCUGAGCUACAGAACUCGGGGGACUCCUUUCCUCUAGGGGGCAGCAGAGCCCUACUCAGCGAGCUGUGUACGCAAGCAAGCUGUGUUGCUCAAGUGCAGACCUCUAGAAGCCAGUUAGAGGCAAUGCCCACGCAGCACUUCUGGGGCCUCCCUUAUCUCCACAGUGAGUCCAUGAGCUGCAUCACUACCCUGUCUCACUGCUCCUCCAUGUGCAUCUGGUUUAACAGAACCACAGACUCCCCGGCCCUGGCUCCCUCCUCACCCCUGCCCUUGCCUGAAAGACAACCACAGACCUUGACUCAGUCUCAGUCCCGAAGCAUCCAGCUUGCCACGCCCCAGACCCAGCUUCAAACAAUCUCAGUGCCAUCACCUUCCUCUCAAUCUCAGGUUAGGGUUUGUGGUGUGUAUUUUCAAAGAUCCCAGGAGACAAAAACUCUGUUGCAAUCAGAAAUCCACCACCUAGAGUACAACAUGAUGACAAAGGAACCAGAGACAGCGUGGGAUUUACCCUCUGUGAUCCAAAAAUCUCAGGAAGAAAUUUGUCUCCUUCCUUCCAAGACCUCCUUGGCCAUACAGUCCUCCAAGAUCCAACCUCCCAGGUCUGUUUCUCCCAGAGACUUCCCCCUGACUGACGGGUUCCAGAAGAAGUUCGAGCAACAUCUUCGAAAGAGGCUCAUCCUGCAGCGCUGGGGCCUGCCUCAGGGGAUCUAUAAGUCUCAGCUGUGGGUGAGUCCUGACCCUCCAGAAUCAUCUAAGAGCAGCUAUGGGCUCUGUAGCUUUAAGCAUGAAGACAACAAAGGCCCGCCCGACACUGUGCCAAUCCAAUCUGGGAGCCCCCAAGAGAGGUACUCAGGGUCUGUCUCUAUAGAGCAAAAAACAGUAAAGGCACAAGAACAGACUCUAGAGAUUAUCCAAAAAUAUAUCUGUAGUAAUUCCAAGACUUCUCUAGACAAUGCCCUGCCAUCUGACCAGGAGAUAAGCACACAAGACCACGCAGGUGGUCUGUCAGACAAACCUUCAGGGACCUCACAGGUGAGCCAGUGUCGGAAAAAGUUUGAAACUGCCCCGAAAGAACAUUUGAAAAGCCAUGUCGAUGGAACCAAGGAGGAUCAGGUCCCUGUCACUGGAUCUAGAUCAGGGAACCGUCCUCUUCACUUUAGCUCCUUUUCACUUUUGCCUUACGUGGGCAAGGAAGAAAAUGAAGCUGAGAGCCCUUCUGAUAACAAGGAUAUGAUUAUCAGGAGCAUACGUAGAAUAGCAGCGUCUGACGUGCAGCAGACAUCUGUUGUCUUAGACACCACCAUCCUGGAGGAGUCAAAGGCCAAAAGACCCAGCCCAGAUGUGCCCAAAAAGAUGGUUGAGGCUGGCCCUGUGCCAUUGGGUAAGAGCCUAAAUUCUAGCAAAAUAAUCCAGGGACCUCAGGGAACAAAGAUGGAUGACAAACAUGUAUUUGUAUCCAACAAGGUCAGUAACAUAAUCAAAGAACAGCUCGGUAGCCUUCAACCACAACCUACCAAGACUUCGAAUGCUAGCCCGUGCAAGAGCGCCAAAGAGGCAGAUGGGAAUCCACCAAAAGUAGAAAGUACUGUGUUGGCUGGAGGGGCCCCAGAAGAAAUAUCAGGUCCCCAGGAAAGUCAGGCAUCUGACUUCAGUUGUCAGGUGUUCAAGGAAGAGAAAUUUGAACCAGAAAGCAGUCAGCCCAUCCAAGAGCCAGAGCCCCCAAAAGAAGUGCUCCUUGUCUCUGAUAAACUCAUAUACAAACCUUUACCCAUUCAUGAUCAGAACCCUUUCAGUGCUCCCAUGAACACUGCCCAGGCGCAGCCACAGGAACCCUGGAUGCCUUCUCACGCCUUAGGCAAGGGCCAGACCAAGGACAGCCCUCUACCUGUCAAGAGGUUGUGGCCCGCAAAGAAGACAGAAGAGCUUGGUUCAGGGGUCACAGGGCCUGAGACAUUACAACCCAGUGGGAAGAGUUACCAGGCACAGGACAGUCCGACCCCGGGGAAUCAUGGGAAAAGGCCCAUCCCAUCGAUGCCAGUGAAGGCUCUGUCUCCUCCUGAACAUCAGUUCAGGAAGCACGUCAAACACUUUUUCCAGUGGCUUUCUCCUGACAGAAAAUGCAAAGGACAGGAAGCACUUCUGAAAAAGGAUGCUUCCCCACCGUCACCAGCGCACGACCCGGAACUAAAGGGGAGAGCUACCUUUCCUGGCAACACUGUAGCUCAGAAAGCCGUGAGAGACUUUGGGAAGGUCCAAAAGGAGCAACCCGGGCACAGGCAUGGUGCAGCAGAUACCAUGCGCCCCCGCGUUCCCUUAUCUCCGCCCACCAAGCCUGUGAAAACUAAGCCGAAGAAAGAGUAUUGGGUCCCCACAGACCCAGUCCAGGGACGCCAGUUCCAUCCCCAAGCACCAUUCUCUAAAGCGCCAAGUCCCAGGUUCCACAAUCAGGCCGCUGUUUUUGUUGGUCAAAAGAGAUGCGUGGCAGAAAAGGCCAGACAGCUCCAGAAAUGUGAGGCUUUACAGCCUCGCCUGCCUGCGUCCCACAGAGAGUCAGAACUGCGCCAAAAUCUCCUAUUGAGUCGGGCUGGGAAAGUUCCUAGGGGGACGCCCCCCUUCGCUGUAGGAACUAUGUUGGCAGACAUGUCUCGGUUAUGUGAACAGAAAAUUCUGUCUCAGAAUUUCAGUGGAAAAGGUUUUGUUCUCCAGAAAUAA
Messenger RNA from Apodemus sylvaticus (European woodmouse), 3828 nucleotides. Its product is annotated as spermatogenesis-associated protein 31D1-like. The record is from RefSeq and is a predicted model, not a curated record. The coding region runs from base 1 to 3828 and encodes 1275 amino acids. The transcript has 5 exons. NCBI's taxonomy places the organism in Eukaryota, Metazoa, Chordata, Mammalia, Rodentia, Muridae.